Rhodamnia argentea is the source of this 854-nucleotide messenger RNA. Its product is annotated as glyoxylase I 4. The coding region runs from base 226 to 753 and encodes 175 amino acids. Lineage: Eukaryota; Viridiplantae; Streptophyta; Magnoliopsida; Myrtales; Myrtaceae. The record is from RefSeq and is a predicted model, not a curated record. The transcript is spliced from 3 exons.
GCCGUACACACUUUCCGUGUACUUCUCUUCCUCGGUGCAUAUACUUAUCUGCAACAACCGCAAAUCCCACGUCUCUCUCUCUCUCUCUCUUCUUCAUCAGAGAAACCAUAGAAACAUCUGGUUUUUCUUGGUGGGUUUGACUAAAAGUUUCUCAAACAUUUUUGGCAUCUGGUGUGUGGGUCUCUGUCGAACUUGGUUUUGCCAUCUUCUUGAAAAAAAAGAGAGAUGAAGAUGAAGGAAAACUUGCAGAAUCCUUUGCACCUCCAGUCUUUGAACCACAUUUCGCUCGUUUGUCGAUCGGUCGAGGAGUCCAUGAACUUUUAUCAGAAUGUUCUCGGAUUCGUCCCCAUCAGGAGGCCCGGAUCGUUCGACUUUGAUGGUGCAUGGCUAUUCGGAUAUGGGAUCGGAAUACAUCUGUUGCAAUCGGAAGAUCCGGAUAAAAUGAUCAAGAAAAGUGAGAUCAACCCUAAGGAUAAUCAUAUUUCCUUUCAGUGCGAGAGCAUGGGGGCAGUGGAGAAGAAGUUGAAGGAGAUGGGGAUGGAUUAUGUGCGGGCGGCCGUAGAGGAAGGCGGGAUCCAAGUGGACCAGCUCUUCUUCCAUGACCCAGAUGGGUUCAUGAUUGAGAUCUGCAACUGUGACAUCCUCCCCAUGAUCCCUCUGGCCGGUGAGAUGGCGCGGUCAUGCUCUCGUGUUAACCUCCAGAUAUUGCAGCAGCAGCAGCAGCAGCAGAUCAAGCAGGUGGUGCAGCAGUAAUGAAGUUUUCUUCUUUUUUUGUUGAAAUAUCACUAUUUUGUCUCAGAAUGACAACUCUAUUUGAUCAAUGAUAAUAGAUGGCAUUCUGAGUUUUGUGUCCA